AUGCAGUUUUGGAGGUCAAUGCUGUGGAAUACCGGCAUAGAGAAUGCCUCUAGUCAAAAAGUUAAAAUGGAUGCAUCGCCAGCGACGUCUCUCCUGCCACGUUCCCUCCUAUUCCCAAUUAGAAAUCGCAUAAGCAUCUUAUUAGAAAUCGCUAUAUUGCGUACUGCAGGGAAUUGUUAUUCUUUCCCACCGCCUUGGAAAAUAUCUUUAAAAGCUUUCAAAAACCCACCCUCCGUAAUUUAUACAUUCAAAUAUAUACAUUUCUCUGUCAGUCAAUUUCCAUCAUCUUCGCUAAUCCAACCCAAUCCAAUAACCUCUGAUUCAAUUGCUGUUCGUAAAACGAUGUCGGUCAAAACAGUGAAAGUGAGCAAUCUCUCGUCGGGUGCUUUUGAACAAGACAUCAAGGAGUUCUUUUCCUUUUCCGGGGAUAUUGAAUUUAUUGAAAUAAAAAGUGAGAAUGAGCGGUCUCAAACUGCAUUUGUAACUUUCAAGGAUCCUGAAGGUGCAGGGACUGCAGUUCUUUUAUCGGGAUCUACCAUUGUUGAUCAAUCAGUUGACAUAGCCCUCGCUCCAGAUUAUAUACUGCCAGCUACAGCAACAGCAUCCGCUGCGGAAAACAAGUAUGAAGGUAACACUGGAUCUGCAGUCCAAAAGGCGGAAGAUGUUGUCAGCAGCAUGCUGGCAAAGGGCUUUAUCUUGGGGAAGGAUGCGCUUAACAAGGCCAAGGAUUUUGAUGAGAAGCACCAGUUCACUUCCACUGCUUCAGCUAAAGUAGCUUCUCUGGACCAAAAGAUUGGAUUGAGUGAGAAUAUCAGCUUAGGGGCGACCAUGGUAAAUGAUAAAGCUAAGGAGAUGGACCAGAAGUUUCAGGUUUCUGAGAAGACAAAAUCAACUUUUACAGCAGCUGAGCAGACGGUUAGCAAUGCUGGUUCAACCAUCAUGAAGAACCGACAUAUUUUGACGGGGGUUUCGUGGGUUACAGGUGCUUUCAAUAGCGUCGCCAAAGCUGCUGGAGAAGUGGGGCAGAAGACGCAGGUAAAAAUGAUCGAGGAAGAACAGGGAAAGAACGCUGCUGAAGGUUCUGCCCAUGUUCAUACCUCUGACUCUCCGUCUGGAGAAGUGGGGCAGAAGACGGGGGAAAAAAUGAUCGAGGAAGAACAGGGAAAGAACGCCGCUGAAGGUUAUGCCCAUGUUCAUACCUCUGACUCUCCGUAA
Fraxinus pennsylvanica is the source of this 1215-nucleotide messenger RNA. Lineage: Eukaryota; Viridiplantae; Streptophyta; Magnoliopsida; Lamiales; Oleaceae. The record is from the annotation of a GenBank genome assembly.